AUGGCUAACCAGUCUGCCAUAUCAGAGUUCCUGCUCAAGGAUUUUUCACAGCUAAAGGAACUGCAAAUUCUGCACUUUCUUUUUUUCCUGAUAUUGUACUUGGCAACAGUAACAGGGAACCUUCUCAUCAUCUGUACAAUACGCUUUGACCAUAAGCUGCACACUCCCAUGUACAUCUUUUUGAUGAACUUGGCCAUCCAGGACUUAGGCUCUGUUUCAGUCAUUAUCCCCAAAUCUGUGGCCAAUUCCCUAAUGCAUACUAGACACAUUUCCUACUGUGGCUGUGCUGCUCAGGUCCUCUUAUCUCUUUUCUUUAUAUUCUCUGAUUUCUUCCUCCUCACAGUCAUGGCGUAUGAUCGGUAUGUUGCCAUUUGCAGUCCACUGCAAUAUGAGAUGUUAGUGAACAAGCACACCUGUGUCCAAAUUCUUGCUGGUGUAUGGAGUGCUGGUCUUUUUCUUGCCGUUCUACACACUGGCAUUACUUUUGCUAUCCCCUUCUGCUCCAAUGUCAUUGAUCAGUUCUUCUGUGAAAUCCCACAGCUACUGAAACUCUCCUGCUCUAACUCAACUGCAGUGGAGACUGGAGCAAUUGUGCUCAGUGUUAUCAUUGAGUCAGCUUGUUUCAUCUUCAUCAUCAUAACAUACGUCUAUAUUUUCAGUACAGUGUUAAGAAUGCCGUCUGCACAGAGAAGACAAAAAGCCUUCUCCACAUGCAUUCCCCACCUCACUGUCAUAGCCAUAUUAUUGUUUACAGUAUGGUUUGCCUACCUAAGUCCAGUGUAUAAUACCCUGCCAUAUAUGGAUACACUUUUUGCCGUAAUAUAUUCUGUGAUUCCACCUUUGCUCAACCCAGUGAUCUAUAGCUUGAGAAACCAAGAAAUCCAAGCAGCAUUGUCCAAUUUACUGGGUUUGAAGAAGUAUCCCAAGACUCCAUUCUUUGGUUUCCUUCUGUAG
This is a messenger RNA of Varanus komodoensis (Komodo dragon), 954 nucleotides long. RefSeq names its product olfactory receptor 14A16-like. Gene Ontology annotation, biological process: G protein-coupled receptor signaling pathway. NCBI's taxonomy places the organism in Eukaryota, Metazoa, Chordata, Lepidosauria, Squamata, Varanidae. The record is from RefSeq and is a predicted model, not a curated record. The coding region runs from base 1 to 954 and encodes 317 amino acids. The transcript has a single exon. Gene Ontology annotation, molecular function: G protein-coupled receptor activity; olfactory receptor activity. Gene Ontology annotation, cellular component: membrane.